Trematosphaeria pertusa is the source of this 7563-nucleotide messenger RNA. RefSeq lists its product as uncharacterized. Lineage: Eukaryota; Fungi; Ascomycota; Dothideomycetes; Pleosporales; Trematosphaeriaceae. The transcript is spliced from 3 exons. The coding region runs from base 87 to 7214 and encodes 2375 amino acids. The record is from RefSeq and is a predicted model, not a curated record.
AAAAGCGCUUCGAUUUGCGCCCGAAGCUGUAAUUUUCCACAACGCGCAUGUACACUGCGACCGGAGCCCCCAGCUGAGCCGCCGCCAUGUGGAGCAAAUUGACUGGCAAGAGCGAUAGCUCGUCUCCAAAAGAUGAUCGGGAUAAGCGGCGCGAGUCUACGCGUCGCUCGAAGGCCUCCGAGUCGGUCGUCUCCUCUAGUUCGUCCAGAAGGCCUUCGGGCCGUGAUCAGGACCGCGAACCGCGAGCAAGCUCCCGCCGCUCCCAUACAGCUCCCGAGUCCGUCGCGUCCUCCUAUGCUACCUAUGCCACAGCCCAGGACGGCAUGCGUCCAAACGCCGACCUAUACAGCGACCCGCGAGACGAGGACUAUGCACGGCGCCGCCGCGACGAAGACCGGGACGACCACUCGAGCUAUUCACGCCGCGACCGGAGCAGAGACAGGGAGUCUCGAAGGGAAGACAAGAAGAAGGACAAGGACAAGGACAAGGACAAGGAUAAGCGCGAGAAGCGGAAGAGCCGGUCUGAAGCGGGCAACUCGCGUCCUCAAGAAAUUGUAGACGGUCCUAGAAGGGAAACGAGGUCUGUCAGCGGCCAGAUUGAAACAGGAGGUUUCUCGCCCUUCCCAGGACGGACGGGCCCGCCCCUAAUGUCCGGUGCGCUCCCGGCUGGCACAAUGUCUUCCCACGUGCCCGACCAGUUCCCCGGCCAGAAUCCCUCGCAGUACGCGGCGCCUUACAUGCCAGGCAUCGGCCAUACCGACUCGUUUGGUGGCAUUAGCCAUACUGAUUCCUUUGGCGAAGCUGCGGCAUACUACGGCGACCAAGGAGAAUCUGUCCAGCAUCAGCCUGGCGUGCGACCAGACCGCCCUUCGGUCAUCAUGCCUCUGGACACCCCGCACCUCAUGAGCGCCUCUGCGCAGGCUAUGCCCGUCGCCGACACUGGCUCCGGCGCGGCUGCCGAGUUUUAUGGAACUGCUAGCACAGAUAUACCACCUGCAAAGCCGCCGAGACCUUCGUCAAUGCCGGGUGGCUUCGUCGACGACGAGCCUUCACAUCAGAAGCCGCCGCGACCGGCGUCAUCGAAGCCGAACAGGCCUGGCAAAGCCAGCUCAGCAGCUGCGCUUGCUGGCGGAGCUGCUCUAGGCUAUUCAUUGGGCCACAGCUCCUCUCACACGCAACAUUCCACAAGCUACACAAACGGUGCCCAGGGCGCUUCUGCAUCCACGUACUACAACGCUGACAACGCCUCCAUCGCAGCGACUGAUGGGAGUCAAAUUCCCACUUACUCCGAAGCUAUGGCGGGCGCACCACCUCCAAAGCCACCAAGACCGGGAAAGCCAGAAAAACAGCCCUCUGGAUCUUCGCACGCUGGAUUGUAUGCUGCCGGAGCCGCGGGUCUAGCAGCCUACGGCCUACAUCAUCACAAUUCGCAUCAUCAUCAUUCAUCUCCCAUGCCUGGUGCGUUUCCCGGCGGACAGUACGACGGCGUUUCACCUUCACCGGGUCCAUUCAUGUCUGGCGGCAUGGCUCAUAGGCAUGAACACAGGGGCCCUGUGUCCAAGUUUGCGGACUGGUGGAAGAAUUAUGACGACGUGCGCAAGAUGGAAGAGUAUACCGAGUAUAUUGGAGUCUGCCGAGGCUGCUUCGAUCCACGCUCUUCUCCCAUGGAUGCCCCACGAAAGCAUCAUUACAACCGGAAGCGGUCUAGCGAAUUCCGCCCUUCUGGUAUUGAGAAACAGUCUCGGUACGGUCUUUCCGAGAAAGCCUCACGUUCCUCGCUAUCUGGUGAUGGGAAGCGUGACAAGCGAAAGAGCGGGAGCGCGACGGGAUGGCUCGCUGCGGGACUCGGCGGAGUUGGCCUUGCCCAAGCUGGAAAAGCACUCUGGAGCCAGAAUAGGGACGAUUUCGACGAUACAUACAGCGUCAAGUCCGGAAGGCAUACUCGUUCCAGCGCGUCCUAUCGAAGCCGUAGCCGCUCUCGCGACCGCAAGCAUCACUCUUCCAGCCGCUCCGAGAUUCGACAUAGGAGCAGCUCUAGAGACCGGAUGUCUAGGCUUUCUGUUGGUGUGACGGGUGACCGCAAAGACUACAAGAUCGUUCGGCAUAGGUCACGCUCGCGGUCAAGCUCUCGGUCGCGGUCUCGUUCUAGGGAUCGCAAGCCAGGUCUCCUUGGUGCAGCGGUUGGGGCAGGGCUUGCAGCAUCCGCUGUUGGUGCUUCGCGGCGGAAGCAUCGCAGCCGUAGCCGUAGCCGUUCUCGCUCACCCCAGAAAGUAUUCGUGCGUCACCGAAGGGAUAGCAGCGACCAUGAUCGAAGGCAUUCCAAGACUCACCGCGUAAGCCACAAGUCUUCUCGAAGCUCAAUCGGAUCUGGUUCUUUGGUCGAUAUGUCGCAACCACACAGGACCCAAGGCGGAUUCUUGGGCGGCUUCUUCACUGCUCCUCCACCCAAGGAGAAACGUCGCAAGACUCAUACCCCCUCCAAGAAAAAGAAGGGCUUCUUCAAUUUUGGCAACGCAUCAUCGUCGUCAUCAGAUGAUGGGUUGGUGUUCGGUGCUGGAUACGACAGAAGAAGAAGACGGUCUACGCGACGCAACUCGGACGAGAAGCUCAAUGCCACUUUGGUUGGCCUCGGCGCUACCGCAGCUGCUAUUGCCGCUACAAAAGCGGCACGCUCCAAGGGCAAGCAUCGGCCCGAGGUUGUGGCAGUGCGAGAGCGUCAUCACCAACACAAAGGCAGCGAUUAUCGUCGAACCGGUUCAUCAUCUCGAUAUGGUGAUGAAGACGCCGAUGGCUGGGAAGAUUUGCCCGAAGAAGAGACUUCUUCCGACUCCGGUGGAAGCAUAAGCUCUGGCCUUGCCUUUGGCGAUUAUGAUUGGAAAAAAGGUAAGAGCCAAGAGUCUCUGGCAUCAAGUGCUUCCGGCACCAACAAAUGGAGUUGGCGUUGGGGCAGCAAGAAGAAGAAAAAGCAACCCUCCAGCGAGAGCUUGUACAAUGCCGGCGUGAACACGUCUUUCGUAGGCCCUGCAGCCGCUGGUGCCGUUGCAGGGGCAGCAAUUGGCGCAGGUCUGAGUCGGCAUGAUAGCAGUGCGAGCAGUCUACCGUCUCUCCAGAAUGUCUACCCAGUCGCAUCGAACGAUCCUACGACUUUCGACGCUAGACGCACUAGCUCUGUUCCUACUCCUCAACCCCUUAUUACCUCAAGGCCUGAAUCCAUGAGCAUUCAACAGCCUCAGCCCAUUCAUCAGGUCCCAGGCGCUAUCUACUCGACGCACGCCCCUUCGCAACCCAGUUAUGUCGCCCCGAGCGGUCCUCCGGUCUUCUCCCAGAUACCCUCUCAGCCGUAUCCGCUGCAAUACCAGCCAGGAUUUGGCGAAGCUCCUCAGCGUGCAACCGCACCGCCUCUUCCACGUCGUGCUAAUUCCUCUCCUAUACAGCCCUCCUGGAAGCGUGACGCCGCGAUUGCUGGAGUGGCUACUGGCAUCGGAGCUGCUGCUCUUGCUUCUGCCAAGAACAAGGAUCGCGUGCCCAGCUCCCCUUCGAAUGUUCGCUUUGAUUUGACGAAGGAACAAGCGAAGAAGGAGGAUCGUCAGCGCCGUAAGGAGGAAGAACGCGUGGAGGAAGAGCUGCGACGCCGCCGCGAACGGGAACGUCACGAGGAAGAGGACCGUAAGGAGCAGGAACGGCGGCGUCACGAGCUGGACCGUCAGCAGGAGGAAGCUCGUAGGUACCUCGAGGCCGAGCGUCUAGCCAAGAUCGAAGCGGAACAUCGCGAAGCCGAGAAGCGCCGGGAGCGAGAAGAGCGGCGUGCUCGUGAAGCUAGAGAGGCCGAAGAAAGGGAAUACAGGGAUCGAGAAGCUCGCAUUGAAGCGCAACGUCAGGCGGACAUCGAGCGCGAAGCUGAGCAAAUGCGUAAAGAGCGUCGGGAAACGGAACGUCGAGAAGCCGAAGUACGUGAGCGCCGAGAGCGUGAAGCUCGUAUCGAAGCGCAGCGACAAGCGGGUAUCGAACGCGAAGCCGAACAGACCCGAAGAGAGCAUAGAGAAGCAGAACGUCGAGAAACAGAGCGUAGGGACGCUGAGAGACGUGAGGCCGAAAUCCGAGAAGACGCCGAACAACGUCGCCGAGAACGUGAGGCGCAAGAGUAUUCCGAGCGUUACGAGAGCGAUCGCGAACGACGCCGGCUUGAGCAGCAGCGGACCGGAAGCUCAGUUGCCAGUGAUGUGCGACGUAAAGAGGAAGAGCUCGCAGAGCGCGAACGCCCCAUCGUGCAGCCAGACACUUGGAAAUCUACAGCAGCAGCGGCUGCUGUCGCCGGAGCAGCCGCCGCAAUCACAAGUUCCGCUAUAUCAUCGCGCCGCGAUGAGCGGCCUCCUGCGAGAACCGUGGAGCCGAGCGUCAAGCAUGUGGCCCCAAGCGCAAUCGUUCAAGACUACACGGACGAGGACAUUUUUGAUCCCGAUAUCUUCAAGAAGCAUACCGCUCGUGAAGUUCUUCAGGAUUGGGAGGACCGGUACAUGGUCAAAGAGGAGCCUGUCUCACAAGCAGACUUUUUUGCACCCAAAGAGCUUCUUGAACAUAGCGCUCCCGUCGCCAAAAUUGAUCCCAACGAAGGAGCUACCGAUAUGCACGUGUACCACGCGCACGACGAUUUCGAUCUCGGUCCGCCCAAGGCUCCGCCUUAUCCUCCUUCCUACUCGUUCACCGCUACCAAAGACGGCCGAGGCCCUCUGGCUCCUCCUUGGCCUGUGCCUUCUUUGAACCUUAUCCAGCCUACGCCGCCAGGCAGCAGGGCCAACUCUAUCCGGGCUCCUUCACCGGUAGUUGAACCCAAGGACGAACCCAAGAAAGAGGAGUCGAAACAGGAAGAUGCGGCAAGGCGGAGUGCAAGGGUUAGCUGGGGCGAGAAUCAGUUCCACAACUACGAGGUACCUACUCCUGAUUCCUAUCGCGAGCAGUUCAUCUCAGAUCGCGACUUCAAAGACCAGCCAAAGCAUUCGCAGGAUGAGAUUGUGGUCGUGGCCGAUUCUCCUGAGACCGGCAAGCGAGCGACGUCCUAUAGGCCAGAGAUCCCUACGAGCACUCAGUAUGUCCCUGAUCAAGAAGAAGAUAGCUGGGCUGGCACCAUGUCAAAGAAGGCGAGCAAGAAGGACAAGAAGAAGGCCAAGGUCGCCGCGGCUGCGGUAGCUGCGGCAGCGACAACAGCAGCAGUCUUGGCUCGGGAUGAAAAGCCAGACACUUCUUCUACGAUCAGCGACCCGUUCUCCGAUUCGCAUGCCGCGAGCGUCCCCUCGUCGAUUCCAUCGUCAAGUGGUGUCUACCAAGCUCCUUACUACGAGUCGGUCUCGGAUGUCGGCGUGCGGCCGUCCAAGCCCAAGGGCUUCGUUGAGGGCGAAAUCACGGAAGAGCCAGAACAGAUGCAUAUUCCAGGUAGCUUUGAUGAAGAGCUGGUACCCGAAAAGCCCACAGAAGACGAAUGGGCCAUUCCGACUAAGAAGGGCAAGAAGGGAAAGAAGAAAUCGAAGAGUACAGACGAUGACAUCCUCGCCAAGGACAGCCCACAGUCGAAGUAUGUCCCAGAGCCCGAUUCAGCCAAAGAGCUAGCUCCUGAGCUAGAGGUCAAGCUUAGCAAGAAGGAGAAGAAAAAGAAGGGCAAGGCAGCGAAGCGCGCAAGUUCUGACAACUGGGAGGACACUGAAUCAAGCCAACCUGAUACACCUGUCCUUGAACGCGACAUCAGAGAUAUCGAGCCUUCGUAUACCGCCUACUCUCCUGCCAAGCUCGCGGGAGGGACUGACGAGGGACGUGUGGAUCGAGGCCCUUCCUCAUCCAGCGCUACAGCGGCUGCUACGGCUGGUGGUCUUGCCGGCCUGGUUUCUGCAGCCAUGAAGCAGGACCAAGAUAGGAUGACUUCUGACUUGGAAACUGCUCGGAAGAACCUCGAGUUUGCGGACGAGUACAGCGCACCCAACGAGUCUGUUUCUACGUCAAACGGCUCGCGUGGGCUGGACGAGAGCGAGAGAAGGAUCUCAUUGCCUAGUACUGCCUUCCACGAUGUCGAAGAGCUGGUGGACGCCAAGACCCCGAAGAAGAAGAAGAGGCACAGCAGCGGGAAGUGGUCUCCUUCCGUAGGGUCUCCUCUCAAGACUGAGCUGCAAUACGAUGACUACGUCGGAGCCGCGGUCGGGCCGACCGUGUUUAAGGACGAACCAGUCGUUGAGGCACCGAAAGCUCCUGCCGGCUUAGGAAUGACUGACAUAACGCCAGCCACCUCAAGAGGCGUCCACGACUCUGGCUACUAUGCGCCUGAUGAUGAGGUACGGGAUAAUACCGCAGAAAGAGAUUCAGACGAGUUCUUCUCUGCUGGCUCAGAUGACAGGAAGAAGUCCAAGGGGAAAUCUCGGGAGUCGGAUAGGUAUGACGACCGCGACACCAAGUCGGUUGCCUCUUCUGGCAGCAAAUACGACGAGCUCGACCGCGAAGAGAGACGUCACCGGCGUCGAGAGGAGCUCUCCGAAAGCCGCGACCGGGGCUACGAAUUCGAUGAGGGCGAUCGCAAGCGUAGGCACCAUCGGCGACGCGAGACUGAUGAACGAUCCGACGACUGGGACACGAAGUCUACGAUCUCAGAGUCGCGUUCUGAACCGAAUGGGGAACGUCGACGUAAGCACAGGAGACGGGAGAGCGAGCGGAAUGGCUCUCCUGAAGGCCGUGUCCGAUCAUCAGCUGCCUCAGAUCCUGGAGAUCUAUACGAACGUGAGCACAAGUCUAAGCGUAGAUCCAAGCGGGACAGCGAUUUCGAUGAUAGUGCGUCCGUGGUUUCUUCAGCGCGCCACGACGAAGAGCGCAGCUCGAAGAAAGACAAGGAGAAACGAUCUAGCGGGCUCUUUGGGCUGUUUAGCAAAUCGAAGGAGAGUGUACCGGAGGCAUCUAGCAAGUCUUCGAAGUCGAGGGAUGAAAACGAUGACGACGAGCGUAAACAUCGUAGGAAAAAGCACCGGGACCGCGGUUCGACAUACGGGUCGGAUGACGACGACGUGCGCUCUACAGUGUCUUCCGGCAGCCGCCGUGAGAAACGAAGGAGCCGCACCGACAGUUGGGACGAAGGUAGGGACGCCCUCGAUGCAAAGAUACUAAUGGCAUAUCUUUACAGGACCGCAGCACUCAGCGCGAAAGGUCUAAGGACUCACAAUAUGACGAAGACCAGUCUUUUUUAGGGGAUCGGGCAGUGGCAGCCACACCACUGCCCGAAAGUGAGGCUACGUCUCACGACCUGGAAUAUCAUCAGGACAGUGGCAUCCCCGGGGAUCGACCCGAAUACCCUCUCCCUACUCUCGACGACUCUCAUCCUUUCCCACGCGAUUCCCGGGAUGUCGAGCGUCCUACAACGCCAACACCAGUCGAAGACAGCCGCGCUUUGCUGACCCGUCUUACUGGCUUGCCGCCCUGGCAGUUGGAAGCUUUCCCGGACGAGCUUCCACCUCUGCCUGUGUCUCGACCGACCUCUCCGCAUCUGUCUCCUGAGCAGACUCGUCCGUCGCCUCUUUCGGAACGCCGUCUGUCUUC